CUGCGCAUGCUCGGUGGCCGCUUUCCCCUUUGACCUCACCGGGCCGGUAGAGACGCGUGUGUCGAGGCCUUGCCGCUUGUUCUAGGCCCGAGAGAAACACCGAGUGUGAAACCAGGAGUUGCAGUCAUGAGCGUCAUCGAGCAGAUGAGAGCCAAUGUGGGCAAGCUGCUGAAAGGCAUCGACCGGUAUAACCCUGAGAAUCUAUCAACACUGGAACGUUAUGUGGAGACGCAGGCCAGAGAGAAUGCCUAUGAUCUGGAAGCCAAUCUGGCAGUUCUUAAACUGUAUCAGUUCAAUCCUGCUUUCUUCCAGACCACUGUCACAGCGCAGAUCUUAUUGAAAGCACUGACGAAUCUGCCACACACUGAUUUUACGCUCUGCAAAUGUAUGAUUGACCAGGCACAUCAGGAAGAACGACCAAUCCAGCAGAUCCUGAAUCUCGGUGAUCUGCUAGAGACCUGCCACUUCCAGGAUUUCUGGCGCAACCUGGAAGAAAACUCUGAGCUGAUCGAUGGAAUAACAAGCUUUGAAGAUUCAGUGCGAAAAUUUAUCUGUCAUGUCGUUGGAAUCACUUAUCAAACAAUUGAGAAGUGGCUGCUGGCUGAAAUGUUGGGAGAUCUGACAGAUAUGCAGCUGCAAGUUUGGAUGAGUAAGUACGGCUGGAUUGAGGCUGAACCAGAUAAAAUCUUCAUUUGCAACCAAGAAGAAAGUAUCAAGCCCAAAAACAUUGUGGAAAAGAUAGAUUUUGACAGUGUAGCUAGCAUCAUGGCAUCAUCGCAGUGAACACCUCCAUUGUAGAAUCCCAGCUGUUUUCUGACCAAAAUGCUCUUCCUGUGAUUCUUGUACAAUUAAAGUAAUUUCAAAAAAGU
Stegostoma tigrinum is the source of this 869-nucleotide messenger RNA. RefSeq names its product eukaryotic translation initiation factor 3, subunit K (gene eif3k). Gene Ontology annotation, molecular function: ribosome binding; translation initiation factor activity. The record is from RefSeq and is a predicted model, not a curated record. Gene Ontology annotation, cellular component: eukaryotic translation initiation factor 3 complex; cytoplasm. Lineage: Eukaryota; Metazoa; Chordata; Chondrichthyes; Orectolobiformes; Stegostomatidae. Bases 127 to 783 code for a protein of 218 amino acids. The transcript is spliced from 8 exons. Gene Ontology annotation, biological process: regulation of translational initiation.